Molecule: messenger RNA, 231 nt
Organism: Bipolaris maydis ATCC 48331
Lineage: Eukaryota; Fungi; Ascomycota; Dothideomycetes; Pleosporales; Pleosporaceae
Source: RefSeq, a predicted model, not a curated record
AUGAAGACUACGCUCGUUCCGUGCUUUCCGCUCCGGCGUGUGUUACAUACAUUCAGGGGAUUACGACGUUUCUCAUGGAACAAGUUGCUUGGUCAUACGAUAUUUGUACGUAUGUGCAACAUCCAGCAGAUUUUUCGCUGCAGAUCAUCAAUGGCCGCGACUUCGUGCUUUGAAUCCAGUCAUUCGACCAAAGACAUAGCGCUCCCCCAUGUGACCUUUUCUGUUAUCUGA